AUGCCAGAUUUAUGUUCGUUGAUAUCCAAAUGCUUUAUUCUGUCGGCUAUUUCCUAUAAAAUGGAAAUACACGGAUCUAAAAAUAUGAGAUUGCUAGGCUUAGCAAGUCUUUUUGUAGCUACAGUUUUGGGAACUUCAACAUUUGAGAUAUCGCCAAACUUUAGAAGCCCAAAAAACAUUCUCUUCAGUUGUAUGUAUGGUGGUUCAUCGCAUGUUUCUUGGGUUAUCAGCAUCCUCGAUGAGUUGUCUUUACGUGGACAUACUACAUUUUAUUUAACUACGGAUGGUCAAAUGAAAUUCGCAAAGGAUUAUCCUUCGAUUACGUCGAACUCUAUCGGUCCUUCUCUUUCAAAAGAAGAGCAUAACCGGUUUAUGGAAGAACUUUCCUCUAAACCUAUAGUAGAAGGUAUCAAAAGUAUGUUGGAACGUUUGACUAUAAAAUUUCCCCACGAAUACGUCAGUAAUCUAGAGUAUAUAAAGUCUAACAAUAUCGACCUCGUUAUAUGCGAUAGCUUCAACUCUCCCUGCAUUGAAGCUGCCAUUAAGUCUAAAAUACCUUUUUUAGCUACAUCGUCGUUUGCCCAAGGAAAAGAUGCUUCGGCUCCUUACAUCAACAAUGAUCUAUCAAAUAUGAAGAACCCUACCACGGAAUUUAUGUCGUUAAAAGAGAGAAUUUCCGAUAUGAUUAUCAAUCCUGUAAAGUAUACCAUCAUGUUAUACACCACCAUCAAUAGCCAAAAGAAAAUGUACAAGGGAUUCGGUAUCAAGCCUGCAUUACAAGCCUAUAGAAAAUCCAAGGACUCAGUCAAGUUAGUUAACAGCGCCUUUGGUUUUGAGCAAGGAAGACCUUUAGGGCCUCUUAUGGAGUUAGUAGGACCUAUAUUACCCAAAAUAUAUCAAGAGUUGACACCCGAACUGAAAUCAUUUCUGGAUGCGCAUCAACGAGUAGCGUAUGUCGCGUUUGGUCAACAUGCCAUAGGGAAAGAGUCGGAUGGUCGUUUGGUCUUAACGGGUUUGUUAGAGGCGAUAGAGAGAAACGAUUUGGAUGGUGUUAUUUGGGCCACAAGAGGUAUAGAUCGUAUGUUUCCCAGCCAUAUCACAACAGAAUCGAAUACAACGUAUGAUGUAAAGACAUUUUAUGAGGGUACGGAGAAGGUCAUGUUUAUUAACUGGGCACCUCAAAUGGCUAUUCUUCAUCAUCCCGCUACAAGUAUGUUUAUAACACAUGGUGGUGCUGGGUCACUUUACGAGUCAUUCUAUUCUGGUGUACGUGUAAUCGUCUACCCUUUCUUUAUGGAUCAACCUGGCGCGGCAAAAACCAUGGAGAAGAACGGUGUAGGAUUGAUGUUAGAACGCCACGUAAGCCAGACUGAGGCCAAUAAGAUUAUUCAAAAGGUUGCAUUGGAUGAAGGGGGGAAAUUUCAAUUGAAUACAGAAAGAUUUAAAGCGUUAGUUCAAAUCAGGUCUCAACGCGGUGUGGCUAGGAGUGCCGAUAUCAUAGAAGAAGUGCUAUUUACACAUAAUGAUACUCAUGUUCCACAUCGAUGGGAUGUAAAAAGAAAUAUGACUUUUAUCAAGGCUAGUAAUCUGGAUAUUUACAUGUUUUUGGUUGUCUUUUUGGGUUGCUUUGGGUACGGGAUAAAAAGUCUCUUUACAGUCCCAAAAAAAUUGAAGACGAUUUAA
This is a messenger RNA of Mucor mucedo, 1683 nucleotides long. RefSeq lists its product as uncharacterized. Lineage: Eukaryota; Fungi; Mucoromycota; Mucoromycetes; Mucorales; Mucoraceae. The transcript has 5 exons. Gene Ontology annotation, molecular function: UDP-glycosyltransferase activity. The record is from RefSeq and is a predicted model, not a curated record. The coding region runs from base 1 to 1683 and encodes 560 amino acids.